Messenger RNA from Orcinus orca (killer whale), 830 nucleotides. RefSeq names its product lysozyme g1 (gene LYG1). Gene Ontology annotation, biological process: peptidoglycan catabolic process. The record is from RefSeq and is a predicted model, not a curated record. Bases 153 to 464 code for a protein of 103 amino acids. Gene Ontology annotation, molecular function: lysozyme activity. The transcript is spliced from 4 exons. Lineage: Eukaryota; Metazoa; Chordata; Mammalia; Artiodactyla; Delphinidae.
GGAAAGGAUUUGCCUGCAGAGAGUGAAGAGAGGUGAUCGAACCUUCCAGGCUGGCAAUCCUUGCUCACAAUCCAAAUUCAGUAAAUAUAUAUUUUCAUGGACCAUGUGAAAAUGCAACUCUGCAAAAAGAUCCGUAGUGCCAAGUCAUCAAUAUGUCUGUGCUGUGGCUACUUCUGGGCCUUCUUGCCUUUACUAGACCCUGGCCUUCAUGCCCCACCUCCUGGAUCAGCAAGGCCCAGGUUUCCCAGAUGACUGAGGUCCUGACUGUUAGAAUCAAAGAAAUCCAGAGGAGGUUUCCAACCUGGACCCCUGACCAGCACCUGAGAGCUUUGUGUAACCCAUGGGUUGGUUUCCCAGCAUGGAGUGGACUCUGUGACUACACCCGAAGCAGCCAGGACCUGAGCUGUGACUUCUGCAAUGGUGUACUUGCACGAGCCAAAUACUUCAGAAGACAGGGCUUCUAACGCUUCAGCUCAGACCCAAGAUCAUUAUUGUGCAGGCAGCUUCAGCUGUUACACAGAUAAAAGUAGCCAAUGAGGGCUUCCCUGGUGGCACAGUGGUUGAGAGUCCACCUGCCGAUGCAGGGGACACGGGUUCGUGCCCCAGUCCGGGAAGAUCCCACAUGCCGUGGAACGGCUGGCCCCAUGAGCCAUGGCCACUGAGCCUGCACGUCUGGAGCCUAUGCUCCACAAUGGGAGAGACCACAACAGUGAGAGGCCUGCGUAUCGCAAAAAAAAAAAAGUAGCCAAUGAGGCCAGUAAUUCUGAAUCUGAGUUUGACCCAAAUGUCAUCAAAAUAACAUGAAUCACAUUAAAGAAUUAUUAUCUGCA